AUGGGUGGGAGGAAUGAAACCAAAGUCAUGUAUUUCAUUCUCCUGGGUUUUCCCACAACUGGUGAACUGCAGCUGCUUCUCUUCUCUGCUUUGCUUCUGGCUUAUUUAUUAACUGUGUUGGAAAACUUCCUUGUCAUUCUCAUCAUCCGAAAUAACCACAGCCUGCAAAAACCCAUGUAUUUCUUCCUAGGGAACCUGUCUUUCUUAGAGAUCUGGUAUGUUUCUGUCAUUGAGCCAAAGAUGAUCAUAGAUGUCCUGUCUCAUGACAAAAGGAUCUCCUUGCAGGGCUGCCUGGCACAGCUGCAUUUCUUUGUGACUUUUGUUUGCACUGAGUAUGUUCUGCUGGCUGUCAUGGCCUACGACCGCGUUGUGGCCAUCUGCAAACCCCUCAGGUAUCCCCUCAUCAUGAGCCACAAGCUCUGUGCUCAGCUGGUGGCUGCCUGUUGGGUGUGUGGUUUGACCACCUCUUCCAUCAAGCUGAGCUUUAUAGCCCAGCUCUCGUUCUGUGAUGUGGACAAAAUCAAUCAUUAUUUCUGUGACAUUUCCCCCCUCCUGAACAUCUCCUGCAGCGAUUCCUCUCUGGCUGAGCUAGUGGACUUCACCUUGGCUCUGCUGGUCAUCAUGCUGCCUCUGUGCACUGUGGUGGCCUCCUAUAUCUGCAUCCUGUUCACUGUGUUGAAGAUUCCUUCUUCCCAGGGGAGGCAAAAGGCCUUUUCCACCUGCAGCUCCCACCUGACCGUGGUGAUUUUGUUCUACUCCACCACUCUCUUCACCUACGCCCACCCCAAGCUCAUGUACACCUAUCGUGCUAACAAGCUGGUGUCAGUUCUGUACACUGUGCUUGUGCCACUUCUGAAUCCUCUCAUAUAUUGCCUUAGAAACAAAGAAGUCAGGGUUGCCCUGAGGAAGACUUUUACUUGCAGAAGAGACACCAAAGAAAUCAACUGAGGAGUCCCAGAGAAGGGGCUCUGCUCAUGAAGAUCAACUGGCAGCGCUGAGGAGCUGAAAUCAGGAGGUCAAACCUUAAUCCAUGCAACCACAACUCAUAUUUAUUAAACUAAACCUUGAUAUAUCUAUGUAUAAACUAUGGUUUUGACUUGGGUUUGGGUUUUUUUUUUUGCUUGUUUUCCCCUUAAGAAUCAAUGCUGUCACCCUUUCUUAAAAGUUUCCGGCUGAAUGACUGCUCUGUUUUUAAAGAUGUUUGGAAAUGCUGGAAAAUGAACCCCAGGUUUGUUUGCUCUAGAUGGAAUAGAGUCCAGAAAACAUUGUAAAAUGUAUGUGACAAUCAGCUAUCUAUGUGUGAUUUAUUUAGUCCAAGAUUUUGUUAUUAUCCCUUGAGAGAAAUAGGCAGCAGAAAAGGAUGGGUAAUUGCAACAUUCUUAGAUUCCUGGUGUAGGACAAAAGGAGCCAUCCUCUGAAGAAGAAAAUGUUUCUAAUAUGGCAUUAGAGAAGGUAUAAUGUGAGUAUUCACAUGGUACAGCUGCAUUCACUUGGCCUCUGUCUCAGCUCCACAACAGGACCAAGGUAUCCUAAAUAAGCUCAUUUCACACCAAGUAAUGUAUUCCAUAAAGAAAUUCAGACAGAGGAUAAAUCACUUCAGUAUUUUCCUCAGGCUGCAGGAACCUUGGAGCAGCAGUAUUUCAUCAGGAGCAAUGAUCUCAGGCAGGAGUCUGGAAACACAGCUGGUGAAUCUCAGCUAAACAUGGAUUGGCUGGGAGAAAAUCUGAUUAUCAGUGAGAAAUAAAAUGGUGCCUCUAAGAAAACUGCUCUGUGUUCAGACUAUCACAGUGCUUCAGAGCUUUUAAUAUUCUGUAAUAAACAAACAAAUCUGUCAGCAGAGUGCAUCUCCAUGUGAGCAUAUUAAAUCUGGGUUUGAGUUUGUGACUAAGACCAUGGUAUCUGAUAUUCUGUGCUCUGUACUAGCAAAAUACUGACAUUCAGAUUUCCAGGGAAGAAACCUGGAAGAAUCUUGUCUGUGCAUACUGUGCCAUGUAUUGUCUUGUUUCAAACAAGACUUUUGGAGGAUUUGAGCACAAUUAAGGGGAGAGAUGUCAGGAACAGCCUGAAGUUAACCAUAGUGGGGAGCUCUCACCAGAAAUGCAGAGUGCUGGCUGUAAUCCAGGCAUUAGCAGAAAAUCUGUUAUGAGAAAAUAGGUAAUUAACACAAAAUUAAUAUACAGUACAAUAUGAACCAUUGCAAAGGAACAACGACAAAAAAAAAAAAUCAGUAGUUCUUUAGAGUUGCAUUGAAAAUCAAGAGCCACAGAUACAGCUAGAUAUGAAUUCUUCUAAAAAUACCUGAAGUUUAGACAUGUCUAUUUAGACACCUAAGCAAACUACCCUCAGCUCCUUUACUACUCAUGCAUAUAGAUUUUCACCCUAUAAAUAUGUUAUUUAUCUAUAAGAUAUGGUUUUAUGUUCAGCCAUCUCCAAGGAAAUGGGGGUCACACCUAAGGGUUCCUUUGGAAGGGA
This is a messenger RNA of Passer domesticus (house sparrow), 2472 nucleotides long. RefSeq names its product olfactory receptor 6Y1-like. Bases 1 to 948 code for a protein of 315 amino acids. The record is from RefSeq and is a predicted model, not a curated record. The transcript has a single exon. Gene Ontology annotation, molecular function: G protein-coupled receptor activity; olfactory receptor activity; odorant binding. Gene Ontology annotation, biological process: G protein-coupled receptor signaling pathway. Lineage: Eukaryota; Metazoa; Chordata; Aves; Passeriformes; Passeridae. Gene Ontology annotation, cellular component: membrane.